CCUCCUGUGGUCUCUUUUCCCGUUGUGUGUGUGUGUGUGUGUGUGUGGGAGAGAGAAAGGGACUUCACUUUAUCUGCAAGGUUCAUGUAGUGUGUGUGAGGACUCUCUCAUAAGUGUGUGUGUAUGUUUUGUGUGUAUGUCGAGGGGCUGAACUCGGAGCCCCCCUGUGGUCGUCCUGAGAGCUAAGGGAGGCUGGCGUUACCCCAGAGACUCCUGAAUGCAGAUGGUGUGAGCAGUCAGGAGAAAAGUUUAUGACAGCUCUGUCUCUCUCCUCCGAUCCGCUCUCUCUGUUUUCUAUUCACAGCUGCCCCAUGUAGCUCUUUGAUUUUAAAGAUACGGCUACAGAUUUUUUGCCUGGCAGUUUGUCUUCGAGGUCUGAGUCACAUACUGGAUUGUUUUGGACAGCAUUUGUGUGGACGUUCUCUGGAUAGCAGUUUUUAAGGGGUGGUCUGUUGGUUUGGUCAUGGAAGAUCAGGCUGGCAGCGUGGGUUUCAGCCCCCAGCAUGAACUCGGGUCAGGCACACAGGAUGUUCUCCGCUGUGGUUGGCUCAGGAAGCAAGGAGGUUUUGUGAAGACCUGGCACACACGUUGGUUCGUCCUUCGAGGAGACCAACUCUACUACUACAAGGACGAGGAUGAAACCAAAGCACUGGGCACCAUUUCUCUACCUGGCAACAGAGUCACUGAGCAUCCCAGCAAUGGGGACGAAGGUGGAAAGUUCCUGUUUGAAGUCAUUCCAGGGGGCGACAGGGAGCGGAUGACGUCCAACCAUGAGACAUACCUACUUAUGGCCAGUACACAGAAUGACAUGGAGGAUUGGGUGAAGAGCAUCCGCAGGGUGAUAUGGGCUCCAUUUGGAGGAGGAAUCUUUGGUCAGAAGUUGGAAGAGACCGUCCGAUAUGAGCGUCGCUACGGGAACAAAAUGGCUCCCAUGCUGGUGGAGCAGUGCGUGGACUUCAUUCGGCAGAGGGGUCUAUGUGAAGAAGGACUCUUCCGUCUGCCUGGACAGGCCAACCUGGUCAAAGAGCUCCAGGAUGCUUUCGACUGUGGAGAGAAGCCAUCUUUUGACUGUAAUACGGAUGUACACACCGUAGCCUCCUUGCUAAAGCUGUACUUGAGAGAGCUUCCUGAGCCUGUCAUCCCUUUCUGUAAAUACGAAGAGUUUCUGGCCUGCACCAAAAUCCUCAGCAAAGACCAGGAUGCAGGAAUGAAGAAAUUAAGAAGGCAUGUUGAAAGUCUACCUUUGGUGAACUACAAUCUUCUUAAAUACAUAUGCAAGUUCUUGGAUGAGGUGCAGUCGUAUUCUGGGGUGAAUAAAAUGAGUGUUCAAAAUUUGGCGACAGUCUUUGGGCCAAACAUUUUAAGGCCAAAGGUCGAAGACCCAAUGACUAUAAUGGAAGGCACAGUAGUGGUGCAACAGCUAAUGGCCGUUCUGAUUGCUCGGCACGAUGUUCUUUUCCCACCCGAAGAGGACCACACUAGUACUCUGGAAUUGGUCAAUAACAACAACAAUGAGACACAAAGACGGCCGACCAAUGGUCAGCUACACAACAAAGAGAACAACAACACCACUGGUGUAGGACAGUGCACAUGGGGCACACCCGAAUCACCCAAUCGGGCUCCAUUGGACAAUGGCUCUCCCCGCUUGGGUAGCCCUCGUGAUGGUUUUACAGGUCCGCGAAUCGAGGUUAAGCGUAGCCCGCCGCUUACGAUAAAAAAGAACCCAGCGUUCAGUAAAGGCAGCGGAAUUGUCACAAACGGCUCCUUCAGCUCAUCAUCUUCAUCCUCAGGUGAAGCCAAUCAAGAGAAGAGCCAGCCUUUGCCCAAAAUGUGCACCCUACAGACCCGAAGGGCAGGCGCAAUGAAGGGCUCGGGCACCAAGAUGGGGGUUCAAAAUGGUGUCGUGAGGAUGGGCGUGUCCAUUACAGAUGGGACGAAUGGGACUCUAAAUGGGCGUAAUGGACUCUGGAUGCCAAACGGUCAUGUCACAAUGCGUGAGGGAAAAUCUAAAGAAGCCGAGCACCCCCAGAAUCGCCUGUCCACGUACGACAACGUCCAUAUCCAACAUCAAACACAAUUGAUACAGCCCAGUCUCAGCAGCAGCUGUGAGGAUAAACAAAGCGUGGACAGCGCCACUUGGUCCACGUCUUCUUGUGAAAUCUCUCUGCCGGAGAACUCCACCUCUUGUCGCUCCUCAACAACAACCUGUCCAGAGCAGGACUUCUUUGGCAACAAUUUUGAGGACCCAUUGUUGGAUGGGCCAGUACAGGAAGACAAUGGACCGGCGACAGAAGACAGGGAGCAGAGGACCAGUAAUGGAGGGGGUCAUGGAAGCAAAGGAACAAGCAGCAGUGAAAACAGUGAAACGGCAUUUGCUGUCACCAACGGACCAACCAAUCACAGUGCACUGCACAGCCUGGUGGCCAGCCUCAAACAGGAAAUGCUCAAGCAGAAGAAUGAAUAUGAGGCCAGAAUCAAAAGUCUGGAAUAUCGUAAUUUAGAGUUGGAGACUGUUAUGGCGAAUCUGCAUGAAGAGCUGGACCAGGAGAAGAAGAAGUACAUCAUGGUAGAGAUAAAGCUGAGGAACGCUGAGCGAGCAAAGGAAGAUGCAGAGAAGAGAAAUGAAAUGCUACAGAAAGAGAUGGAGCAGUUCUUUUCCACUUUUGGAGACCUGACCGCAGACCCACAACGACCUGAUAGAGCCAACACCAUCUGGAUCCAGUGAGAUGUGGUGGACGAUACCAUUUAUUUCAAGCUUGUGUUGAGAACAGUCUACUAUUAACAAUUACUCAAUGACCAGUUUUGUUACAUUGUGUGGGCUGUGCUCAGACAGAAUCUGAUUAAAUUAACUUGUCCAUAAUUGGCAUGUCCUUAGUUGGGUGUUUCUUGCCCUUUUGGUGCAAAGAUUCCACACAGCUGAGAGAAGCCCACUGAGGCAAAUUUCAGAAUAAACGUGGACCAGUUGUGAGAUACUUGUUGGACUAAACCAUUUGGAUUCAUUUGAUUCAAUACUUCUUGGAUCUCAAGAAAAAAGUAGGACAGUUAAAUGGUUUGAAAUAUGGUCAAGUUUUGGAAACAUAAGACUUGUCAACUUGAAAUGAGUGUCAAAUGGAAAGAAGAGGAUUUUGACUCCAAAUAAUGUCAGAGCCUGCUCUGAAAAUGUUAAAGAGGAACUUUGAUGGUUGACUGUUGCAGUAUGUUGCUUUUCGUACCAGAAUGAACAAUACGUCUUAGAUGGGUAAACUCCUGAAGGAAAACAGAACCUUGAAUGUCACACACAUUUCUAAUUGUGAUCCAACCAAAUGUGUCCUUGAUCUGUCGCCUCGUCAUGUAGCCACCUUUGUUAAAAAUACCAUGAUCAAAAAUCAAUGUCUGUAUAAAUGCAAAUUAAAGUAAUAUGUUGAUGUACAUACUGAUAUGUAAAGAGAGAAUUUUCAAUGUGUUCCAUAAACAUUUUAAAUCAAGGCUUUUCCUUGCACUUAAAACAUUGUUUUUCAACAUGGUACGAAUAUGAGAUUAUGUGGCAAGCAUUUGAAUUUCAUUCGCUCUCUGUCUACCCUUACGCUUGAUUCUGAUAUUUAAUUGUUAUAUCCAAAUGCUAUAGCUUUCCACAUGACCAAAAAAAGACCUGUAAAGACAUAGGAAAAAAAUGACAAGACACUUGGCCUGUCUUUGCCAUUCUUACCAAUCGCACAUCAUUUGCUUUAAGCAGCACUGGACAGGAAGAAGUCUAUUAAAAUAAUGACUAAAUUGUAACAUUAUUCAAACCUGUUAAAGGUGACACCGGGUCAUCUCUGCGCUGUUUGCCUUGUCUGUUUUGGAAGCUGUCCAUACUUCUACUGUAGCUUCAUGCAUUCAUUGAAAUGCAAUUAAAUUAAAUUAUA
Xyrauchen texanus (razorback sucker) is the source of this 3884-nucleotide messenger RNA. It is a transcript of the gene arhgap24, whose product is annotated as Rho GTPase activating protein 24. Bases 464 to 2725 code for a protein of 753 amino acids. Gene Ontology annotation, biological process: negative regulation of ruffle assembly; signal transduction; negative regulation of Rac protein signal transduction. The record is from RefSeq and is a predicted model, not a curated record. Gene Ontology annotation, cellular component: focal adhesion. The transcript is spliced from 10 exons. Gene Ontology annotation, molecular function: GTPase activator activity. NCBI's taxonomy places the organism in Eukaryota, Metazoa, Chordata, Actinopteri, Cypriniformes, Catostomidae.